AGGAUUAUAAAGACUGAGCGCCCCACCACACGAACUCUAAUAUAAACUUACCCAAGCCCUAAUUCAUAACUCUAUUUUUCUCUCUCAUUUUCGGGAACGCAAAUCCGAACUCUUCUACACACUUCGUCGCUUCUCUCGUUUCAGCUUUACUAUUAAAUCCAACAUCUUUUUGGAGAAUGGGAGACAGUGAAACGGUGGUUGCACAAACAUCUGGAGUCGUGGGGUACACAUAUUCUUCCACCGAAUAUGCUGGUACUGGCUCAAAUGCUGUUCCUGAUGCUGGUGCCUUUGCAGCUGUAGAUACCAGAACUUUAGCUGGAUCUGCUGCUCCUACAGAUGCAGCAUAUUCUCUGACUGAUGGUUCAAAUUUAGGUGAGGGGAACACAUAUGGCACAGAUCCAAAUACUGUUAUGCAAGAGGCCCCUGGUAGUAUAACCUAUGAGGCUAGUGCUGGUACAACUGAGACUAGCUCGAAUCUUGCAGCUGCUGAGUUGUCUCAAGCUGCUGGUUAUGACUCAUCUGUAAAUGGAAAUGCUAUUACUGAAGCCAGGAAUUUCCCUUCUGUUGACAAUGGAAAUGCUUCUGAUGUUGGUGGAGCUGCUGUUGAGCCACAGUUUGAGGAAGGUUCUGUGCCAGCAAUGUCUGCUGAAGAAGAUCGAUUGUGGAGUAUAGUGAGAGCUAAUUCUUUAGAUUUUAAUGCAUGGACUGCCCUAAUUGAAGAGACAGAGAAGAUUGCAGAGGACAACAUAUUGAAAAUCCGAAGGGUUUAUGAUGCCUUUUUAGCAGAAUUUCCUUUGUGUUAUGGUUAUUGGAAGAAGUAUGCGGAUCAUGAGGCACGUCUUGGGUCUAUUGAAAAAGUUGUUGAGGUCUAUGAACGGGCAGUUCAAGGUGUGACUUAUUCUGUGGAUAUUUGGUUGCACUAUUGCAUAUUUGCCAUAAGCACAUAUGGAGAUCCAGAUACAAUCAGAAGGCUGUUUGAACGGGGACUAGCUUAUGUAGGAACAGAUUACCUGUCAUACCCCCUUUGGGAUAAAUUCAUAGAAUAUGAGUAUUCACAGCAGGAGUGGUCGCGUCUUGCAAUGAUCUACACGAGGAUAUUGGAGAAUCCAAAUCAGCAACUGGAUCGCUAUUUGAACAGCUUCAAGGAGUUAGCUGGAAGUCGCCCCUUAUCAGAAUUAACUACUGCUGAGGAAGCAGCUGCUACUGCAGGUGCAUUUUCAGAUGCUAAUGGCCAAGGGAUUGAGGGGGAGGCUCGUCCUGAUGAAGUGGAACAAUCUUCUAAACCUGUAAGUGCAGGCUUAACAGAUGCAGAGGAGUUGGAGAAGUAUAUCGCCAUUAGAGAAGAGAUGUAUAAGAAAGCUAAAGACUUCGAUUCUAAGAUCAUUGGCUUUGAAACAGCUAUCAGGAGGCCCUACUUUCAUGUGCGGCCCCUUAAUGUUGCAGAGCUUGAAAAUUGGCAUAACUAUCUGGAUUUUAUUGAAAGAGGAGAUGACUUUAACAAGGUUGUUAAAUUAUAUGAAAGAUGCCUAAUUGCAUGUGCAAAUUAUCCCGAGUACUGGAUACGAUAUGUUUUAUGCAUGGAGGCCAGUGGAAGCAUGGAUCUUGCAAACAAUGCCCUUGCUCGUGCUACUCAAGUUUUUGUCAAGCGACAGCCAGAGAUACAUCUUUUUGCUGCUCGAUUCAGAGAGCAGAAGGGGGAUAUUCCAGGAUCUCGGGCUGCGUAUCAACUUGUGCAUACUGAAAUUUCACCUGGUCUACUAGAAGCAAUUAUUAAGCAUGCAAACAUGGAACAUCGGCUAGGAAAUUUGGAAGAUGCCUUUUCUUUGUAUGAGCAGGCUAUCGCCAUUGAAAAGGGGAAAGAACAUUCACAAACAUUACCAAUGCUGUUUGCACAGUAUUCCCGUUUUCUAUACCUGGUUACUGGCAACACUGAAAAGGCUAGGGAAAUUUUAGUUGAAGCUCUUGAGCAUGUUCAACUGUCAAAACCACUUCUUGAGGCCUUAAUCCAUCUAGAAUCAAUUCAAUCACUUCCAAAGCGAAUUGAUCAUUUAGAUUCAUUGGUUGAUAAGUUCAUUCAUACCAACCCUGAAAGCCCCAAUGCUGCAAGUGCUGCUGAAAGAGAAGAGCUAUCUAGCAUCUUUUUGGAAUUUCUGGAUCUCUUUGGAGAUGCACAGUCUAUCAAGAAGGCUGAUGAUCGGCAUGCCAAGCUUUUCUUACACCAUCGAAGUACAUCAGAGUUGAAAAAGCGUCAUGCGGAGGAUUUUCUAGCUUCAGACAAAGCAAAACUAGCCAAAUCUUACUCUGGUGUUCCCUCACCUGCUCAGUCAUUGAUGGGUGCAUAUCCAAGUGCUCAAAACCAAUGGGCUUCAGGUUAUGGUUUACAGCCCCAAGCUUGGCCACAAGCUACGCAAGCACAGGGUCAACAGUGGAACCCAGGUUACACCCAGCAGGCUGCAUACAAUGCAUAUAGUGGUUACGGAAGCAGCUAUACCCACCCACAAAUACCAACAUCAGUGCCACAGACUGCUGCUUAUGGUGCUUAUCCUCCAACAUAUCCUGUUCAGGCUGCGCCCCAGCAAGGUUAUGCACAACCAGCUGCAGCAGCAGCAGCAGCAUUGGCCCCAGCUCAGCAACCAGCUUCAGCAUCUCAGGCCUAUUAUGGGAGUUACUAUUGAGCUGGCAAAGAUUAUUUCCAGCCAGUUUUGCCACAUGUACUCUAUUUCUCCUUUGUUCAUCUCCAUACGAACUUGAGCUUUAACUUGGUGUUUCUCAGACAUUGUUUUGGCGUAGUUGAGGCACUCACAAGAGAAUUAUUGAGUAGUAAUAUGUUCUAAUUGCGAUCUGUCUGGAAUGAGGCAUUUGCGAUGGAAUUGUAUUUUAGCUA
Messenger RNA from Vitis vinifera (wine grape), 2884 nucleotides. Its product is annotated as pre-mRNA-processing factor 39-1. The record is from RefSeq and is a predicted model, not a curated record. Bases 177 to 2675 code for a protein of 832 amino acids. Gene Ontology annotation, biological process: RNA processing; mRNA 5'-splice site recognition. Gene Ontology annotation, cellular component: U1 snRNP; U2-type prespliceosome; commitment complex. NCBI's taxonomy places the organism in Eukaryota, Viridiplantae, Streptophyta, Magnoliopsida, Vitales, Vitaceae. The transcript is spliced from 14 exons. Gene Ontology annotation, molecular function: protein binding.